This is a messenger RNA of Triticum urartu, 1092 nucleotides long. RefSeq lists its product as uncharacterized. NCBI's taxonomy places the organism in Eukaryota, Viridiplantae, Streptophyta, Magnoliopsida, Poales, Poaceae. The record is from RefSeq and is a predicted model, not a curated record.
CCAAGCGCGAGCCACUGAGCGGGAGCAGCCCACCUUGCUCAGCAUCCUCACUCUCGCUCUCCUCUCCUCGAUCCCUCCGCCUCCCUCUUCCUCCCUACACCGGAAAUGGCCGGCAAGGACGUCGUGCCGACGGCGACCACCCAGCGGAAGAGCGUGGCGAGGCGGCUGUGGCGCGUGGUGCGCGCCGUGCUCUACAUGCUGCGGCGCGGGGUGCUCCCGUCCGGGCGCAAGCUGGCCAUGGACCUCGGCCUCCUCCUCCGCCGCGGCAAGAAAGCCGGCAAGGCCCUCGGCGGCCUUUCCUCGGCGAGGUCGUCGUCCUUCUCGUGCCGCGCGCUCGACCCGGCCCUCGCGGUGCACGAGCCCUCGCGCAGCCGCCGCGAGGUCGAGUUCAGCUGCAGCAACACCCCUUUCUCCGCCGCCGCCACGAGCCGCGGCCACCGCGGCGACGAGGGCCCCGGGUGCUACUACAGCUACGACGCGGCCGACAUCGCCAGGGUGUUCGAGAUGCUCAACGAGGGCGGCCACCCCUUCGACGACGACGCGCUCGUAGUGGCGCCGGCCACCGCGACGCCGUCGCCCGCGCUGUGGACUUCAUCCUCCUCCGGGGCCGGGCGAAACCCGGGGGCUAGGCGGCUCCGCAUCGCCGACUCGCCGUACUCGGCGCCGGGCAACGAAACGCCGGGCGAGCAGCAGGUGGACAGGAAGGCCGACGAGUUCAUCAGGAGGUUCUACGAGCAGCUGCGCGCCCAGAAGAGCGUCGCCGCCACGCCGGAGAACGACGGUCACGCCGCCGGCUCGUACACCGGCCGUUCCCCACGUCCGGUCGCCGCCGGCACCGUUUAGUGAAGUGUCUCAGCGGAGCACCGGAGCCCGAGGCGGCCACCGGUCGCCCGGCCGGCAGGAGGGUCUAGACACGCCGCAUGCAUGCAUCUGUUGUGUUUGACUCUUGUCCUUGUGCACCAGUCCAUGUUGAUGUCGCGUUUAAUCAGUUUGCUCCGGUUUCUGUUAAUUGAGAGAGAUUUUGCUUAAACAGUCCUCGUGUGUACUUGCUUAGAUCAAUAUAUUCUUCGAUGAAUGCUUCAAUUUGGAUUA